AGUAGCACAGCUAUUUACUCGGUUUCAUAUUCAUGGUGGAAAUGUAAAGUUGAAGGCUGAAGCUUGAAACAGGAAGAAGGGAAACCAAAGAAAAGGGCUGAGAUUUUGAAUUUCUAUUCAAAGAAUAUGCCUUUGAGUCGGUACCAAAUAAAGAAUGAAUAUGGUUUGGCCGAUCCAGAGCUUUAUAGAGCAGCUGAUAAAGAUGAUCCUGAAGCUUUACUUGAAGGUGUUGCCAUGGCUGGCCUCGUCGGUCUUUUGCGUCAGCUUGGCGACUUAGCAGAGUUUGCUGCAGAAAUAUUUCACAACUUACAUGAAGAAGUUAUGGCUACUGCUGCCAGAGGUCAUGGUCUAUUGGUUCGUGUUCAACAGCUUGAAGCUGAAUUUCCUUCUAUUGAGACGACAUUAUUAUCCCAGACCAGCCAUUCGUCUCUCCUUAAUAAUUCAGGUACUGAGUGGCAUCCUAAUCUUCGGAUGGAGCAGAAUCUGAUAACACAAGGAGAUUUUCCGCGGUUUGUUAUGGACUCUUAUGAAGAAUGCCGUGGUCCUCCAAGAUUAUUCAUUCUAGACAAGUUUGAUGUUGCGGGUGCUGGUGCAUGUUUGAAACGUUACACUGAUCCAUCUUAUUUUAAGGUUGAUGGACUGGAAAAUCCUGAAAGUCACAGGGAAAAGAAAAGGAAAGCUAAGAAGAAAGGAUCACAUUUGCAGAAUGGAGAUAAUACCCCCCAGGCCCUGCAAAAAGUGCACACUACUAGAUUGCAUGACUUGCUUCACAAAGAGACUGUUGAAAAUAGUAUUAAUGGUCCUGCAUUUCGUGUAAAAUUGAAGAGAAGACUGAAUGAAAAUAAACUGGAGCAGAGUUAUAUGGAGAAAUUCUUGAAAAUAAACUCAUCAGAGCUUGACGUGGUUCCCAAAAUAUCUGUUAGUUCCGCACCUCUGUUGCCUUGUAAUGGAAGUCCUAGAGAAGAGCUAUCGCCAAAAAGAAGUUCAUAUUCAUCUUCUUCAGAUAUAGACGACUCUCUAGCAAAACCACCAAUUGAUCAGUUGACUGAGGAAGCUAAAUAUGAACUCUCAGGGGUAAAAAGGCAAUUCAGUUCUGAAACGUAUGAGACUUUCUCCCCUCUUCACAUUGACGAUGAUGAAAAGGAAAUUGAAGUUGACAGAGAAAGAAAAAUGGAAAGCGAUUACCAGUCAGAUGACAUUGCCAGUGAUGUAGACAAUUACAUGGAUGCCCUUGCUACAAUUGAUUCUGACAAUGAAGCAGACAUGCAAUGCAGAUCCAAGAACAAUAUUCAUUCCAGUAAGCAGCAACCCGAUAUUGACGCAAGUGAGGCUGACUUACCAGAUUCUCAACCGAUUGAAAGUUUCAUUUUAACAGAUAACGAGAGUAUUUCUUCCAGUGGAGAGCUAUCCGAACUCUCUUAUACUGAUAAUAGCAAUCUGACAAAGGCUGUACUGUCUGACGAUAGUGUUUCAGCUGAAGAUGACCAUUUGUUAUCUGAACAGCCUUUAAUUGACAAUAAUAAUACAACACAUCAUCUGGAAAAUGUUUGCAAUGAUGUAUACGUAGUUGAAGCUGACACCUCGACCUACAGUUGUGGAAUUGGGGAUGAACAGUCUAGUUCAUGUCAUACAGAUACACAUCCUGUAUCUUUAUCUUUAGAUCUGCAAGGAAGUUUAAAAGAAGAUGCAUCUGAGAAUACGGAAUCCAAUGAAGAAGGUCAUACUAAUAAUGAAAAUAGAGAAUACCCUUCUGAUGACUUACUUCAUGCAUCCAAGAUCUCUGAUAUUCCUUCAGAUGCUGUUCAAACACUUCUCUCUGUGUCCUCUGCUGAAAACCACCUAGACUAUCAAGAUCAAGAUGAUACUUCGCUUGUUCUUAGAAAAUUAUUAGAGAGUGAAAACAAUGAAGAUGUAGAUUUCACAGAAAAUGCUACUGAAGGAGAACCACACACUUCUGAUACCGAAACUGUGGUCUUCAAGGCUCCAGAUUUUGUGGAGACUAUUGCAGAAGAACCUGUUUUGUAUCCUUUUGAUCAUCAUAUAGAUCCAUCUGAUUUGACUGUUUUCCACGUUGACGAGCAGCCUGAAUCGUUUGUUGCACUCGGAGAAAAGCAGCCUGAAUUUUCUGUAUUGCUUGAAGAAGAAGAACAUCAUGGAUGGGUUGUUUCACACUCAGAGGAGCCUCAAAUGACCGUAUUGCUUGAAGAAGAAGAUCAUGAAUGGGCUGUUUCACGCUCAGAGGAGCCUCAAAUGACCGUUUCACAUGAGCAGGAUCAGUUUUCUGUAUUACAUGCAGACGAGCAGUCUCAUUUGAUUCUCUUACACACAGAAGAACAUAAUCAAUUGGUUGUUUCACACAAAGAAGAGCAUACCUCAUUGGUUGUGUCAGAUAUAGAAAUGCAGUUAGCUGAAGAAUCAACAUCGUCAAGGGAAGAAGAUUACCCUCAAUUAUUACCAUCACUUGCAGCAGAAAAGCCUCAAUCUACAUUAGCAUAUAAAGAAGAGCAGCUUCAGUUGAUAACAUCACACACCGAAGAGAGACCUCUAUCAAUGGCUUCAUGUGCGGAAUUGCAGUCACAGUCAUUGGCCCUUACAGAUCCUUGCAGUGUGGUUUUAAGAGAGCAUGAUGCCAUAGUCAUACCAGAAGUGGUAUUUAGCUGCAAAUAUAGUCCAUCAAUCCAUUGUCUCACCAAUGACUCUAUGGAACAGACUUUCUCAGAAAGUCCAAAAGUCAUUUCUCCAGUUGAACUUCAACUACCAAGCAUGGAUAAUCUAAAGGGUCAUGUCAGUGAAGCAGAUUACGGAGAAAAUGAUUUCUUUGUCGAUAGGACAGCUUCUGUCCCACACGAGUUCCACUCAGAUACUCUAAAUUCGAAAGAGGUUUCCAAAGAAUAUGUUCCUCUUUCUGUUGAAGGUACAGAAACAAAGCAGUCAAAAGCAACAAUGGAGGUUUCUGCUAUCAAUGAUAUUUAUUUAAGUGAAGAUUCAGAUUUGCCAGUGGUAGAAGAGUCGAAUUCAAUAACUGGACCCCUACAUCCUCAUAUAGAGAUAGAACAUUCUCUAGGACCUAUUGAAAAGGCUUUGCUGCUUGAAGAGAUGGGUCAACAGACAGGGGCCGGAACUUGCUUGGAGACAGGUUUAUGCAAUGCAGACACGAAUAUGGAAUAUAAUCCUGGAAUGCCCUUGGAUAUUCAUGAAAUCAUGAAAAGAUCAGAACUAACCACCUCAGAAAUAAGUGUGCUGGAUUCAGAUACACUAUCAGCAUGCAAUUCACAGAUUGAAGCUCCUAUUGAACACAGGGUCCUGCAGAUAGUUGAACAAUUCGAAAAGGAACUGAAAUCUGCAGAAAAAGUAAGCCCAAAGGCAUAUUUACGCGAAAAACAAUCAACUACUACAGAUUUCUUGUAUCUCGAGGAACAACCAAGUGGUUCUCCCAAGUUUGCUGAAGUUCCCAUGUCAGAGUUCUCAAAGCCAACUCACGUUGGCUAUGUAGAUUCUCCAAUGUCAACUUUUCCGGUUAAAACAAUAGAAUCUCCAAAUUUGUUGGAUCAAGAGGAUCAUUCCAUUGUUUCAGGGCCAAAUGCGCCCUUACCUCCAAGUAAUGCACAUGAGGAAGUCAUGGUUCCACCAAUUGCAAUUUUUCCAAGAUUUGAUCUUCCUGGUCCAUCGAGAAACAUGUUUGAUGAAAUGCCUCCCUUACCACCUCUACCUCCGGUUCAGUGGCGAAUACCAAAGAUUCUUCAACAUGCUCCUGAAGGUCCAGAGAGAAACUUGGGGCAGUUCGAUGUUAAUCCGCUGACAAUGUCACAAUCAGAGUUGGACCAUGAAAUAAGAGAGGGAGAGAGUACAAGAAUGCAAUUCUCAACUUUCUCAGCUAUAAAAGAGGAGGUUUCUAAUCAUGAGUGCAAUUUGUCCCCAGUAUCAACUGUUGUUAGUAACGAAAAGCCUGAAGAUUUUCACAUUCCAAAUGGGGCUCAAUCUUCAAUGGUCCCAUCAAUUACAGAUGAUGAUAGGUUACGGCUGCCUCAUAAAGAGGAAGAUAGUUCUUCAACUAAUGGUUCCAAAACAUUACAGGAGAAAUCUAUUGAUCCUUUAGAUGGCUUAGCUCCAGACACGAGCCCAGAAAAUGAGAAGUCUAUGUCUCUCAACGUAAUUAUGGAGGAGGUGAAAAAAGUGGAUCCACCUGAUACAGCUUUGGCCUCAACCGAUAUGGAUGAUGGGAAACCCCAGUCAGUUUCUUCAAAUUCAGAGGAUCACAGUAUGUUUGCUCCACAACCGGAGCCUGCUUAUGUAAAGUCAAAUGGAGGUUUCCAGAAGAAAAUUCCACGGCCUAGAAACCCUCUGAUCGAUGCUGUUGUUGCCCUUGAUAAGACCAAGCUGAGGAAAGUAACAGAAAGGGUUAGACCUCCAAGUGGAAAGAAGGUUGACGAAAGGGAUACAUUCCUCGAACAAAUAAGAACGAAAUCUUUCAACUUGAAACCUACAGCAGUGACACGACCCAGCGUUCAGGGUCCUAAAACCAAUCUAAAUGUUGCUGCUAUAUUAGAGAAAGCCAAUUCAAUUCGCCAGUCAUUGGCUGGAAGUGAUGAUGAUGACGAUGACUGGAGCGAUUCAUAGAACCAAAUGUGAGUAAUCUGUUAUUUAUUUUUCUUAUUCAAAAUAUAUUUGAUCAUUCACUGAAUUAUAUGUUCCUUGUAUAUUUUCUACGUGUAUAAAUUACCCACCUUUCUCCAUCGCUUUCCCAAGAAGGUUGGAGAGCAAAUUUGUUUCGAGUAUGUUUCGGGCUGUUGCUCAAUUCAUCUAGUAGAUAUAAGGGGUCUAUUAGUCAAUUAGCUUUGUUUGAAAUAUUUAAUGACACACUAUUCAUUUUACUAGAUAAAUUAGUGUUGUAUUUAAUAUUUUUUCUCUUAUAAAGAAAUUUCUAUAUGAUUUGGCA
Impatiens glandulifera is the source of this 4936-nucleotide messenger RNA. RefSeq names its product protein SCAR2-like. Gene Ontology annotation, biological process: actin cytoskeleton organization; positive regulation of Arp2/3 complex-mediated actin nucleation. Gene Ontology annotation, cellular component: cytoskeleton. The record is from RefSeq and is a predicted model, not a curated record. Gene Ontology annotation, molecular function: protein kinase A regulatory subunit binding; Arp2/3 complex binding; actin binding. The transcript has 9 exons. Lineage: Eukaryota; Viridiplantae; Streptophyta; Magnoliopsida; Ericales; Balsaminaceae. The coding region runs from base 127 to 4617 and encodes 1496 amino acids.